UUCUGUUAUCACAGAAACUGAUAAGAAUUGAAACAUGUGCUUCCAUAGUUUCAUUUCAUUUCAAUAUUCAAAUUACUUUAAUUUUCAAGUAACUGAAUAAUUCGUGUAGAUCUAUGUUUAGAAGUUCUCGAAUUUUGAAAAAUUUGUAAUGGAUAACUCAGCAUCAUCAGUAUCAUCAGCGUCAGAUGACGAAAAAUCGGACGCAGCGAUCGAAAGCUACGAUUCGUACAGCGAAGAAGACGAAUUCGAAAACGAAGUACUCGGCGAUAAUUUUUUGGAUUCUAAAACCGUCAGUAAAAACAAAUCAUCGUCCGAUAACGACGACGAUGAAAACGACAUCGAUAACGAUGACGAUAGCGAAGGAAACGAUGAAAACGACAACGCUUCCGAUAGCGAAGGAAACGAUGAAAAAGACAACGCUUCCGAUAGCGAAGGAAACGACGAAGGAGAUAUGUUAAAUGUGCAAAAUAAAUUGAAAUCGAAUCCCGGAUGGGCAGACGCCAUGGCUAAAAUUUUAAGAAGCAAGAAAUCACUUAAUAAGAAAGCCAUCGUGUUAUCCAAAGCUAAAAAGAUUAAAGACGUAAAACCGAAGAAAGUCGAACUCGACUUCGAAAUCGUUGGUGCGGAAAACGAGGAAAAUGAAAAACCAAAUUUAGACGAAUUGGAUGAUAAAAAAAACGUAUUCAACAGAAAAUCAACGACGAAAGAAUGUGAAACAAGAGGCAGAGUUAAACCUUCUAUAUUGGAUAAAGAUCGCGAACGUACUUUAAUGAAAAUUGCUACGAAAGGCGUCGUACAGUUGUUUAACGCAGUAAGGCAACAACAAAAGACAGUGGAGAAGACGAUCAAAAAAGCCGGUAAAUCGGAAUUGAAACGUGAACGAAUGUUGGAGUCAAUUGAUAAGAAAAAGUUCCUCGAUGUUCUAGCUGGUUCAGUUAAAAGCACACCGAUUGAUAACGAAAUUAAAUCAGAAGAGAUCCCUAGUAAACAAAAAUGCACGUGGGGUGUACUCAGAGACGAUUUUAUGAUGGGUGCAAACCUAAAAGACUGGGAUAAACAGGAAUGAAGCUCGUGAAACUCUCCAAGCUCAUAAUGUGAUAUUUUCUUUACACUGUUUCUAAAGCUACCGUUUAUUUUAUAAGAUUUACGAAUUCGUGAAGCGUUUCAUUUGUUAGAUCACAUCUACCAAUUCGUAAACUGAAAUGUUGAGUUGAUUUGAAGGCGUGAGAUUGGUUGUAAAAAAAGGUUGUAUUGUCAAAGAAUUCAAUGGUAAAUUGGUAGGUAUGUAUUGAGUUUUUUUUUUUUAGGCAGAAAUUCAUAAGUACUUUAAAUUUGUCGUUUGGUGUUUGGUCUCAGAAAGUGGUGUUGAAAAUCAGUAUAGUCACAAGUUCAAGAGUAUUGAUAUUGAAUUCAUUUUGAAUGUGUUUCCUACAGCUUCGUGUUUCUAUCUGUCUGAAUUCUGAAAUCUGUAAAGAAAUGCUGGUUCAUUAUUAAGUACUUACCUAUAGGCCUAUUUAAUUUUAUAACAAUCUACUUUACGAUCUGUAUGAAAUUAUUUAUCAAAAUAAAAUGCGUAAUUCCGCUCUGUUUUUUCACUUUUCA
Planococcus citri (citrus mealybug) is the source of this 1602-nucleotide messenger RNA. RefSeq names its product RRP15-like protein. The transcript is spliced from 5 exons. Gene Ontology annotation, cellular component: preribosome, large subunit precursor. The coding region runs from base 149 to 1066 and encodes 305 amino acids. Gene Ontology annotation, biological process: maturation of LSU-rRNA; maturation of 5.8S rRNA. Lineage: Eukaryota; Metazoa; Arthropoda; Insecta; Hemiptera; Pseudococcidae. The record is from RefSeq and is a predicted model, not a curated record.